Messenger RNA from Prunus persica (peach), 1245 nucleotides. RefSeq names its product probable xyloglucan endotransglucosylase/hydrolase protein B. Gene Ontology annotation, molecular function: hydrolase activity, hydrolyzing O-glycosyl compounds; xyloglucan:xyloglucosyl transferase activity. Gene Ontology annotation, biological process: cell wall biogenesis; xyloglucan metabolic process. The coding region runs from base 16 to 1014 and encodes 332 amino acids. Gene Ontology annotation, cellular component: cell wall; apoplast. The record is from RefSeq and is a predicted model, not a curated record. The transcript has 5 exons. Lineage: Eukaryota; Viridiplantae; Streptophyta; Magnoliopsida; Rosales; Rosaceae.
CCCUUCAAUUAUGUAAUGCAGAUGAAAUCAGACACUACAAAAGGACUUGCCCUCCCCCCUUUUUCCUCAUCACACCUCAAGUAUCUCUCUCUCUCUCUCUCUCUUCCUCACCCUCUGUGCUGGAGAGAAAUGGCUUCUUACCAACAAUGGACGCUGUUUGUGAGUUUGCUGUGUUUGGUCUCUGCAACAAUGGGAGCUCCCCCAAGAAAGCCUAUAUCAGUGCCAUUUGGCAGAAACUAUCAGCCCACCUGGGCUUUUGAUCACAUCAAGUACUUCAAUGGAGGCAAUGAGAUUCAGCUUCAUCUGGACAAAUACACAGGCACUGGCUUCCAAUCAAAAGGAAACUACUUGUUUGGCCACUUCCAUAUGCAAAUCAAGUUGGUUCCCGGUGACUCUGCCGGAACUGUCACUGCUUACUAUCUAUCUUCUCAAAACGCUGAGCACGAUGAGAUAGACUUUGAAUUCCUGGGAAACAGGACAGGGCAGCCUUACAUUUUGCAAACCAAUGUGUUCACCGGAGGAAAAGGUGAUAGAGAACAGAGGAUUUUCCUCUGGUUCGACCCAACCGCAGCUUACCACUCCUACUCUGUCCUCUGGAAUCUCUACCAGAUUGUAUUCUUCGUGGACGACAUACCAAUCAGGGUGUUCAAAAACAGCAAAGAUUUGGGAGUGAAAUUCCCGUUCAACCAACCCAUGAAGCUGUACUCUAGCUUGUGGAACGCAGACGAUUGGGCCACAAGGGGUGGGCUGGAAAAGACCGAUUGGUCCAAGGCCCCUUUCAUUGCCACGUACAAGGGCUUCCACAUCGACGGCUGUGAGGCCUCGGUGGAGGCCAAAUUCUGUGCCACGCAGGGCCAGAGAUGGUGGGACCAGAAGGAGUUCCAGGACCUUGAUGCUAAUCAAUGGAGGAGGCUCAAGUGGGUCCGCCAGAAAUUCACCAUCUACAACUACUGCACUGACAGAGUCAGAUACCCCACCCUCCCACCCGAGUGCAAGAGAGACAGAGACAUAUAAAUUUAUCAAACCCAUGCAUGCAGACACAGUAACACUGUUUUCAAUUAAAUUAAAUUAAAGUUAAACACCCCUAAUUAAUUAGCAGUUCUGCCUAACACCUACUUGGUGUUUAAUUUGGAGGUGGAGGGGGUUUGUUUACGUCAAUUCAAUUUCUUAUUGUACUGGGGGGUUUACUUCCACAUAUGGCUUUCAUAAGUUAUUAUCGUUAAUUCGGUUGUUAUUCUAGUUUCA